Messenger RNA from Symbiodinium sp. CCMP2592, 1392 nucleotides. The record is from the annotation of a GenBank genome assembly. NCBI's taxonomy places the organism in Eukaryota, Dinophyceae, Suessiales, Symbiodiniaceae.
AUGACAGCCCUCCCUCCGUUCGGUGAUGCCGUCCCCCUUGGCGAUCCCGCCUGGUACCAGGGCCUGAACACGCCUUUCUACAAGCCCACGCAUGCUGCCUGGCGGAAGUAUGUGCGCGACUACUGCGAGGAGGUUCUGGAGCCGGUGCUGGACGACUGGGAGCAGUGCGCGGUGAAGGGCAACUUGGACAAAUGCCACGAGUACAUGCACCAGACCUAUGCCGAAGGCGGCAAGCGGGGAAUCCUGGCCUGUGCCGUGGGCAAGCCUUGGCCCAAGGAUUACACGAACUGCACACCACCGGAGGAUUAUGACAACUUCCACGAGCUCAUCGUGAUCGACGAGACCACGCGCAUCAGCGGGGGCAUCUCUUGGGCGGUGCUUGGGGGCUUGAGCAUCGGCCUGCCUCCAGUGGUGAACUUCGGAGUUCCGGGCGACCGAGAUCUUCAAGCGCGAUGCAUCAGGGAGUGCCUCAGCGGGGAGAAGGUCAUCUGCCUCUGCAUCACGGAGGCCUCUGCAGGAAGUGAUGUUGCUGGCUUGGCAUGCCGCGCCGAGGAUGCCGGAGACCAUUUCCUGGUGAACGGCGAGAAGAAGUGGAUCACCAACGGCAUCUACGCCGAUUACUUCACGGUGAUCGUGCAGACCGGACCGCCCGGCUCGCGCCAGAAGGGCUUGAGCAUGCUCCUGCUGGAGAGAUCCAUGCCGGGAAUCGAGACGAGGAAGAUGGACUGCACGGGCAUGUGGUCCAGUGGCACCACCUUUAUCACCUUCGACAACGUGAAGGUGCCGAAGACCAACAUCAUCGGCAAGCUGAACGGUGGCUUCAUGCAGGCGAUGUACAACUUCAACCACGAGAGGUGGAUGUUCCUCGUCCAGGCCAACCGCGGAGCCCGCGUCUGCGUGGAGGAGUCCCUGAAGUUCGCACGCAAGCGACGGACGUUUGGCAAGUUCCUCAUCGAGCACCAGGUCAUCCAGCACAAGAUCGGCGAGAUGGGUCGUCAGUGCGAGGCUUUGCAAGCCUGGAUCGACUAUCUGACUUUCCAGCUCACCACCAUGACCAAGGAGGAGCAGAACAAGAAGCUCGGUGGAUACAUCGCCCUGCUGAAGGUUUCGGCCACCAAGACGGUGGAGUACUGCGCCCGAGAGGCCCUGCAGGUCUUCGGUGGUGCUGGCUACACCCGCACCGGCCAGGGCGAGAAGGUGGAGCGUGUGUACCGAGAGGUGAAAGCCUGGGCCAUUCCAGGUGGAAGCGAGGAGAUCAUGCUUAACCUGGCCGCUGGCAGCCUUCGCUUCGUGAAGAGGCCCACGCCGGAUCCCAGGGACGCGACGAUCAAGAAGCUGAAGGAGGAGUUGGAGGGGCUCAAGAAGUCCGGAGCCGGACAAGCAAGGUUGUAA